UUCACAAAAUGCAGUGGCCCUUGUCGACGACCCUUGUUCUGUUGGCCAUUUGCCUUGGUCAUCUCUCUGCUAGACCUCAGGAUAUUGGCACUGGAAUGAUGCUGGCUGUGGGACAGCUUCAGCAACUGGCCGAAACAGGUGGCGGUCUGCGAAACGAGAACAGCAUCGAGGUUUUGGGCCAAAAGAUGAACGGAGGUCUUAACCUUGGCUUCGGCGAGGCCAUGCAGGGAGCUAUGACGGGGAUGCAGGGAAUGUCCCAGGCUAUGCCCGGCAUGGGUUCGAUUCCCAGUUUGGGCCGCAAACGUCGCUUUCUCUUGAGGAACUAACUUCAAUAACUUCAAAUGAUUUUUUUUGGACUUGAAUUUAAUAAAAGGCUUUAAGA
Molecule: messenger RNA, 382 nt
Organism: Drosophila bipectinata
Lineage: Eukaryota; Metazoa; Arthropoda; Insecta; Diptera; Drosophilidae
Source: RefSeq, a predicted model, not a curated record